AUGGGUCCCUGUACGGCCUCCCAUUGCUGCUGUCUCCAUCGCCACACUCUGCCAUGUGCCACUUUCAGGUCUCCUCACACUGCUGGUGUGUUCCAUUUUGUCAUAGGGUUGCUGUAUGGCCUCCCAUUGCUGCUGCCUCCACCGCCACACUGUGGAUCCAAACACUGGUUUUGGCCCCGUGACUGGCCAAAUGAGUGAAGUGUGCGGUGAUUCUAAGAUCGACGGCACGCAUCAUCUGCAUGUCAUACUGACAGACAGUAUUAUUUCUCUUCCCCAGCAGACUCCAAGGGCAUUUAAAUUAAAGGUACAGUGUUCUGCACUAAUAUUA
Molecule: messenger RNA, 328 nt
Organism: Staurois parvus
Lineage: Eukaryota; Metazoa; Chordata; Amphibia; Anura; Ranidae
Source: the annotation of a GenBank genome assembly